CCCAGUGCGCAUGUGCUCUAUCUCACACGUGCGGUGACCGUUUGGACUGGCUGCAUGCGACAGAGCUGAGGAAACCCGCAGCUUCACAAAGAUAUCACCUACACGAACAAUAACUCUCGUUUUGUCGUCCUUUCUAUCCCGAGUGAAAGGAAAUAGUCCUCCGUGAAGCAUUUCGCCGAGAGGGCCGGAACAGCAGAGAAACGAGUCACCAUGACUGAACCCCAAGUGAACCCAAAGGCCUACCCGCUGGCCGACGCCACGCUGACCAAAACCAUCCUGGACCUGGUGCAGCAAGCGUCCAACUACAAGCAGCUGAGGAAGGGAGCUAACGAAGCCACUAAAACCCUGAACAGAGGCAUCGCUGAGUUUAUUGUGAUGGCUGCUGAUGCUGAACCACUGGAGAUCAUCCUCCACCUGCCACUGCUCUGUGAGGACAAGAACGUCCCGUACGUGUUUGUCCGCUCCAAGCAGGCCCUCGGCCGGGCCUGUGGGGUGUCUCGCCCCGUCAUCGCUACCUCAGUCACCAUAAAGGAGGGCUCUCAGCUCAAACCGCAGAUUCAGUCUGUUCAGAUGGCUAUUGAGAGACUGCUCGUCUGAUUUUUGUUGCACUGUUGUGACAAAUUCUCCUUUUGAAAAAAAAGGGAGAAAGACGAAUUCUAGUUUGAAAAUAAGAUUGUUUGAUAAAAAACAGUUAAGCAUGAUAAAAAAAAAUAUAGAUGUUCUUUUCUUUUUUACUUUUUAGGACAUCGUGUCCACUUGAGUGUAUCAGUUUGCCAUGGCAUCACCUGAUUCAUAAUAAAAAAUAAUUUUUUAUUUAAA
This is a messenger RNA of Plectropomus leopardus (leopard coralgrouper), 819 nucleotides long. RefSeq names its product NHP2-like protein 1. Gene Ontology annotation, biological process: ribosome biogenesis. Gene Ontology annotation, molecular function: RNA binding. The record is from RefSeq and is a predicted model, not a curated record. Lineage: Eukaryota; Metazoa; Chordata; Actinopteri; Perciformes; Serranidae. Gene Ontology annotation, cellular component: nucleolus; ribonucleoprotein complex.